AUAACCCACAUGGCACCCCCAUCAUAAUAAUACUAAUUUAACAUUAUUAUUACACAUUAUUUUGUGUGCAUUGCCGUCAGGUCAGUUUUCACAGACCUUACAAAGGUCAUCCACCACUCUCCCCUUCCCUCCCUUUCUUCUUUCUUCUCCUUCUUCUCUCUCCCUCUCCAUCCUUCUUUCACACUCCAACGCUGUCACCAUUAACAAUGGAACUCCCCAAACCAACCCCCACCAAAGAUGUUCUAGAACCUUCCAACCCAACAAGCAGCAGCAACAAUAACACUGAAGAAUCCUUCACUUCCGUCUUCGACGACGCCUACGACAGCAACUGCUCAACCCCAUACGUCAGCGCACCCUCAAGCCCGGGCCGAGGACCACCAGUCUCCGGCUUCUUCUACAGCGCACCCGCCAGCCCGUUACACUUCGCGAUAACCGCCGCUUCCUCCUCCUACCAAGCAAACCACUCCUCCUCCUCGUCUUCGGUUCCAAUGGGCUACGAGUUCGAGUUCUCCGCCCAUUUCGGGUCCUCCGGUCCAACCGGGCCCGGUUCGAUGAGCUCGGCAGACGAGCUCUUCCUGAACGGCCAGAUCCGGCCUAUGAAACUCUCCUGCCACCUGGAACGCCCUCAGGUCCUCGCUCCCUUGCUGGAUCUGGACGAAGAAGAAGAGAACGAAGAAAAUAGCGAUGAAGUUGCGGAAGCUAAACUUGUUGUUGUUCGAGGAAGGGAUCUGAGGCUUCGCGAUAAGUCCCUUCGGAGAAGGACCAGAUCCAUGUCACCUCUUAGAAGCAACGCGCACAUGGAGUGGGCCGAGAUCGAGGAGGAUAACGGCCCAUCAGAGCCCGAGAAGAGCCCAAGGAGAAACCAGAACAACAAUGAAAAUAUUAACAAAGAUAGUAACGGUUCGUUAGAAACAGAGAGCAACAACAUGGAGGGUUCCGGUUCGGGUUCUGGUUUGGAGGCGACACCUUCGGUUUCAGGGUCGGGUUUAGGUUCGGGAUCGUCUUCAAGAUCGUCGUCUGCGGGAAGGAGCUCGAAGCGGUGGGUUUUCCUGAAGGACUUUCUGAGGAGCAAGAGUGAGGGAAGGAGUAACAAUAAGUUCUGGUCUACCAUAACAUUCUCUCCUACAAAGGAAAAGAAACCGAACCUCUCCAACAACGGUAAUAAUAGUAGUAGUAGCGAGACGCAGAGGUCUUGGGCCAAGAGAGUGACUGGGAAGCCCACGAACGGCGUCGUUGGGAAGAGGCGGGUGCCGCCUUCGCCGCACGAGUUGCACUAUAAAGCCAACAGAGCCCAGGCUGAAGAGUUGAGGAAAAAGACCUUUUUGCCCUACCGCCAGGGCCUUCUAGGGUGCUUGGGUUUUAGUUCUAAGGGGUAUGGAGCCAUGAAUGGCUUCGCUAGAGCCUUAAACCCUGUUUCCUCCCGGUAAAAUUUAGAAACCUAAACAAACCUCCAUGUUUGUUGGCUUGGGUUUUUUCCCCAUAAAUUGUACAGAUUAUUAUUACUACUACUAUUAUUAUUACUAUCUUUAUUAUUAUUAUUAUUAUUAUUAUUAUUAUGAAGAUCAUUUUGGAAUGGAAUAGCUCAGAUUUGUUGGGCUAUGCUGUCUGUAUCAUAGGGUAGAACCUAUCCAGGGAGUUGGUGAAAAAGAAGAAACUGAAGCAUGGAGGUUUCUUGAUUCGCCAUCUUUACUUGUAGAUGAGGGUGACGCUGAUUAAAUUAUGUAUAAUAUACUGUGUAUUGUAUUUACUAUAUACACAGUUUCUAUGCAGUGACUCAAGUUUAUAUAUUAUUCA
Arachis stenosperma is the source of this 1794-nucleotide messenger RNA. RefSeq lists its product as uncharacterized. The record is from RefSeq and is a predicted model, not a curated record. Bases 207 to 1427 code for a protein of 406 amino acids. Lineage: Eukaryota; Viridiplantae; Streptophyta; Magnoliopsida; Fabales; Fabaceae. The transcript has a single exon.